AUGGGUCGGGAAAUACUUGUAGUUCAUUUCGGACAAGCCGGUGUGCAAAUGGGCUCGGCUAUUUGGGAGUUAUUUUGUAUUGAACAUCGCAUUGCCGCUAACGGUGAAUUGAUCACAAUGAGCCCGGAAGAUGAAUUAUCAGCUUGGGAAAACCUUGGUUCUUUGUUCUACGAGGGACAAAAAACGUGGACCCCUCGAGCUGUGAUGGUCGAUCUGGAACCGACGGUAGUUGAUGAAAUACGUUGCGGUGCUUAUCGUCAGCUGUGGAAACCAAAUUGCCUGAUCACCGGGAAAGAGGACGCGGCAAACAAUUUCGGUCGGGGUAAUUGCACUGUAGGUAAGCAUAAAAUGGAAGAGACACUAGAAGCGAUUCGGAAAUUGGUGGAAGAUUCCAAUAAUUUGGCUGCAUUCGAACUAGUGCAUUCCCAUUCCGGUGGCACGGGGUCAGGGUUCACAACUUUGAUCACCGAUCAAUUGUGUGAUGAAUAUGGGAAAAAAUUCAAAUUUGGCACAUCCAUCUUCCCGUCGGCAAUGUAUUCCCAAUCGACCGUGGAUCCGUACAAUGCUAUCUUACAUGCACACUCAACAAUUGACACUUUGGAUUGUGACAUUCUUGUGGACAAUCAAACCCUGUUCGAUCGAUGCACGAAAAAUCUGAGUAUUACGCAACCAUCGUUCUCGGAAAUCAAUCGAUUACUUGCUCAAAUGCUCAGUUCUUUAUUUCUUUCGCAUCGUUUCAUUUAUCACGGUUCCCAACAUGCGGACACGACGGAACUGUUGACCAAUCUUAUCCCUUAUCCCCGUAUUCAUUUUCCCUCUUUAUUUUACGCACCUCUGGUUCCACGUAAUCAGCUGGAACACGAUGCUUUAACUGUACAAGAACUCACUCGGGCCGUGUUUGGAGAGGAGUCACAAACGAUCGAUUACCCGUGCAAGCGUAAUGCCUAUAUCUCGUGCGCUAUGCUCUAUCGUGGAGUCAGCAGUCCGAAGCAAGUGUAUGAUGCUUUACAAGUGGUCAAAAGCACCCCGAGUGUGGGUGCCACAUUUGUGGACUGGUGUCCAACCGGUUUCAAAGUUGGCCUGAACUCAUAUCCCCCUGUUUCGUUCACACAUUCACCACUGGCUCAAGCUCCACGAUCGGUGUGUAUGCUGGCCGGUAAUUUGGGUAUGCGUGAGGCAUGGCAUAGAAACAAUUUGAAAUUUGAUGUCCUGUUCAGUCGACGCUGUUUUGUACACUGGUUCAUCGGGGAAGGAAUUGAGGAGAGUGAAUUUAUCGAGGCCCGUGAUGAUAUGGCUUAUUUGGAACAGGACUAUACGGAACUGAUGUCCGAAACUGGACCACCACCGGAACCGGAUGUGCAACAGGAGACCAAUGAGAAUAAUCCGGUUCUGAAUGGGGUUGCACAUGAACUAGACGGUGUAAAUGCUAGACUAAGUGUGAAACAGGAAUUGCAAGAGUUGUCUUCCACGCAUAUACGUCAGUCGAACAACGCGAACGCGGUACAUGCGAACGAUUACUAUCGUGGCCCCGGAACACAACGCUACGUGUCGACAACGCACAGCGGUCGUGAUUCCCGGACUGCAUAUUCGAUUGAUUAUUACGACCGGCCGGAUUAUGGGCAUACAUCGAAUCGGUCCCGUGUCAAUCGUGUCACGGGCGAUGGCGCACCGGUGCGCUCGAAUCGAAUUGGAACAACAAACUAUGCGGAACGAUCGCAUUGGCCUGCACAAUCCUACGAUUCCGCUCUUUCGGAAGCAGCCUAUUCGCACAAUGAAAGGUCAUACUACGACGAUGGUAGCAUGAGUGCACGUGCUUCGAGCCAUGCACAACGUUCGAAUUUAUGGUCUCACAGAAACGACCGCAUGACCGCCAGUGAUCGACAUGCCUCAUCCGGUCCGGUAACAAGUGAGUCACAUAUGCAAACGAGUGAUGUAACACAACCGAACGGUCCACGUGAUUUGAACAUGAACUACCCCAAACAUUCCCAAGCGAGCAGCUCGUCGGCCUUUUUGCCGACCGAACCGAUAGAUAUGACUAUGUGUGAAUACAGUGGUUUACCUGUGCCGGAAAUAGAUGGACAACACUGGUCUUUUGUCCGUACAGUGAAUGAGAAACGAAGUCAACCGUCUACGGGAUACGGACAUGGCCAAGGCCAAAGCCAAGGACACUAUCGAUCGACCUCAAUGGUGGCUAAACGUCCGGUCUAUGAGGUAUCGGUUGCUUCAUCACCGGAACAGGAUCGAGCCGCAGCUAUGACCCCGGUCCUGUCCGCCUGGUCAGCAUCGGAAAAUGCAUCUACGCGUACUCCAGUAGCAAACUACUGA
Molecule: messenger RNA, 2325 nt
Organism: Echinostoma caproni
Lineage: Eukaryota; Metazoa; Platyhelminthes; Trematoda; Plagiorchiida; Echinostomatidae
Source: the annotation of a GenBank genome assembly